This is a messenger RNA of Capronia coronata CBS 617.96, 1659 nucleotides long. RefSeq lists its product as uncharacterized. The transcript has a single exon. Bases 1 to 1659 code for a protein of 552 amino acids. NCBI's taxonomy places the organism in Eukaryota, Fungi, Ascomycota, Eurotiomycetes, Chaetothyriales, Herpotrichiellaceae. The record is from RefSeq and is a predicted model, not a curated record.
AUGAUAGUCCCUCGCGUCUUUGCCCAGACGCAACUGGGCCAAAGACGACCACUCGACUUCAACGAGAAAGAUCCAUUAUCCAGAAGGAAAUCAAGAGACCUCAGCUCGGCAUCCCGGUCGCCUCCGCGCUCUGCCCUCUCCCAGCGUCUUUCCAAACACCCCUCGUCCUCAACCUCCUACAAAUCCUCCUCAGAUCCUGUCAAGAUCCCAAACCGCGCUGAGGGACAGCCUCACCUGCCUCCCCAUCGACCCGGGCCUUCGUCAAUCCAGACCUCAAGCGACAGCUCGAGUGCCGCGUCUCAGCCGCUGUCGAAGAGAAAAGAUUCGGUCCAACAGAUCCUGUCCUCCACAACUAUCCCGGUCCGGAGGAAACGCAGGCCAAGAGCAGGUCAACGCCUGCCCGAUUGUGACUACGUGGCGGAUUUCAGUAAACUGCUGAGGGACGAUGUACAGCAGGGCAGAGAGGCCAGCCCGUCAGGGAGUUGGGCCAAUCCACAAUUCGAGAGUCUGUUUGGCACAAUCGAUGGACUGAUGGAGGGACAAAUGAUUGUUGGGAGUGAAGGAGUCGACGAGGGCAUCUUGUCCAGUCGGUCUAUCUCGACCGAGUCGAUGCCUUCCCUGGCGUCCCGGGACGACUACAGCACCGCCGAUACCGCCAGUAUCUCCCCUUCCACCGUCAGAUCUCCAUCCGAACACCGAUUCCGCCAAGUUGCCAGUUCAGAAGACUGCAGCAGUCAUCACCCUCUUCUGCCACUGGAGGACGAGGACGACGACAACUAUAGCGGUGCCACCACGCCUGACCUGGCCAUAUCACCUCCAUCCAGGCCCAAGCGCAGAUCCGUGCCUGAACGACGGCCGACGUCGUUCAAGUCGAGUCUCACAGCUUCGUUGAAAGCACUCAAAUCCGCCGCGCAGACGGUAUCGACUCUCGCCACCACUCCGCCGCUCGUCCAGCCGGACGACUUUCUGUCGCGAUCCAUCUUCGACUUCCAGCCUGCCCUGACGGAUGACCGCCGUCCACCGCCGUCGGAUGAGCCCCCGUCCGCCGCCCUGCGGAGGUAUCUCAACCCGAACAUCUUCGUCCCGCCCGACUCUCCAGCCCAACUGCAUUUCUGGGUCGAAGAGAAGAGGACUCCGUCGCCCUCGUCAGAGGAAACCAGGCCGAAAUUGAAGAUCAAACGAAAAUACCAGAACCAAAACAAGACCCAAUCCCAAAGAUCUUCACCAGUCACCGACGAGCACGGCCGCAUCCAACAGCCCAAAAGCAGCACCGCCCGACUACCCCCGGUUGUUCCACUAGCGACAUGCAUCCCAUCGAGUAUCCGCACCGCCCACGCGUCCAGUCCGCCCAUCUGGCUAGAGCCGGACGGCACGCCGAGCAACAAGCACCGCGCCGCCCAGGCUCUCUGGGAAGAGGAGGUGUUGAAGGCAGAAGGCCAGCCCCGACCGCGCGAGCCACGCGAGAACAGGGAUUUCCUCCGCAUCUUCGUCUGUGAGAUGAACAUGCGCAAGUGCGGCAAACUGAGCCUCGACGCCGUCGGUCAUGCCAGGCUAUGGCUGCCGCCGGUGGACGAAAGAGGCAACAACAAAGACAAGUCUGACAAGAAGACCAGCAAGGCUGGCAGCGAGCGAUGGGCCAUUUUGUCACCCGACUCUUGA